AUGGCGGAAGCACUCGCAGACAAGCUUAAGGCGACGUCCUUGGGCGAUGGUGCCGCACCUGAAGACUGGAAGAAGAACCUGAAGCUCCCCGCCAAGGACAGCAGACAUCAAACCGAGGAUGUCACGAACACGAAGGGCCUGGAGUUUGAGAACUUCCAAUUGAAGAGAGAUCUGUUGAUGGGCAUCUUCGAGGCUGGUUUCGAGAAGCCGUCCCCCAUCCAAGAAGAGGCCAUCCCCGUUGCCCUCACCGGCCGCGACAUCCUCGCUCGUGCAAAGAACGGUACCGGCAAGACUGCAGCUUUCGUCAUCCCCGCCCUCGAAAAGAUCAACCCCAAGGUCUCCAAGAUCCAAGCCCUCAUCCUCGUCCCCACUCGUGAACUCGCCAUGCAAACAUCACAAGUCUGCAAAACCCUCGGCAAGCACCUCGGAAUCAACGUCAUGGUCACCACUGGAGGCACUGGCCUCCGCGACGAUAUCAUCCGUCUCCAGGAUCCAGUCCAUAUUGUGGUCGGUACUCCUGGAAGAAUCCUCGAUCUCGCCGGCAAGAACGUUGCCGACCUCAGCGAAUGCCCCAUGUUCAUCAUGGACGAAGCCGACAAGCUUCUUUCCAUCGAAUUCACCCCCGUCAUCGAACAGCUUCUCCAGUUCCACCCCAAGGAUCGCCAGGUUAUGCUCUUCUCCGCUACAUUCCCUCUGUCCGUCAAGGACUUCUCUGACAAGAACAUGGUCAGCCCCUACGAAAUCAACCUGAUGGACGAACUCACCCUCCGCGGUAUCACCCAAUACUACGCCUUCGUCGAAGAGAAGCAGAAGGUGCACUGCCUCAACACCCUCUUCUCCAAGCUGCAAAUCAACCAAUCCAUCAUCUUCUGCAACUCGACCAACCGGGUCGAGCUGCUCGCCAAGAAGAUUACCGAGCUGGGCUACUCGUGCUUCUACAGUCACGCCAAGAUGGCCCAGCAAGCGAGAAAUCGUGUCUUCCACGACUUCCGCAAUGGCGUUUGCCGAAACCUUGUCUGCUCCGAUCUCCUCACUCGUGGUAUCGAUAUUCAGGCCGUCAACGUUGUCAUCAACUUCGACUUCCCCAAGAACGCCGAGACCUACCUUCACCGCAUCGGUCGCUCCGGUCGCUAUGGCCACUUGGGUCUGGCCAUCAACCUGAUCAACUGGGAUGACAGGUUCAACCUCUAUAACAUUGAGAAGGAUCUCGGCACUGAGAUCCAGCCCAUUCCCGCUAGCAUCGACAAGUCUCUCUACGUCUACGAGAACCCCGAGUCCAUUCCCAGACCCAUCUCCAACUUCAAGGCCGGCCAGCCCGGUCCCCAGGGCCAGCUUCCGGCUCCUCAACAGCUCCUUCAGGGUCAGCAGCCCGCCCCUGGCAACUGGCAGACCCAGAACCCCCAACAACAGAACGGCUACCAGGGCGGCGGCAGAGGCCGCGGACGCGGUCGUGGCGGUUACCGUGGCCAGGGCCGCGGCGGCUACGGUGGUCGGGGACGUGGAGGCGGCCACCACGCCCAGCAGCCCCAAGGACAGGCGUCCUAG
Messenger RNA from Colletotrichum siamense, 1545 nucleotides. It is a transcript of the gene DHH1, whose product is annotated as ATP-dependent RNA helicase DHH1. Gene Ontology annotation, biological process: cytoplasmic stress granule assembly; P-body assembly. The record is from RefSeq and is a predicted model, not a curated record. Bases 1 to 1545 code for a protein of 514 amino acids. The transcript is spliced from 3 exons. Gene Ontology annotation, molecular function: ATP binding; RNA helicase activity; mRNA binding. NCBI's taxonomy places the organism in Eukaryota, Fungi, Ascomycota, Sordariomycetes, Glomerellales, Glomerellaceae. Gene Ontology annotation, cellular component: P-body; cytoplasmic stress granule.